Messenger RNA from Saccostrea echinata, 549 nucleotides. RefSeq lists its product as uncharacterized. The coding region runs from base 1 to 549 and encodes 182 amino acids. The transcript is spliced from 8 exons. NCBI's taxonomy places the organism in Eukaryota, Metazoa, Mollusca, Bivalvia, Ostreida, Ostreidae. The record is from RefSeq and is a predicted model, not a curated record.
AUGGAGACACUGAACAUCUUUGCAGUUGUGAAAAACCUCUUCCAACUGAAUAAUUUUACAGGGAAAGCAUAUUUCCAGUUCCUGAAAGGAAAAUUUUGUGUUUGUCCUUGGUUGGAUACACAGGAAGAGAAUUUCAAGAUAGAAGUGAAGCAGUAUAUUUGUGACCAGAACGCACAUAAAUACAAAGUUAUCUGUAGUUAUGCAUCACAUAAAUUCACGCAGCUUCGAAACCAGCUCAGAAAGAUGGUGUUCCACUCCACAAUGGACAUUCGUGGACUAUCCCUGGAAGGUCUGUGCAAUUAUUUGUACAGGCCUUUCACUCCACCUGGAGAAAGCCCAGUGGACCAGAAGAGGAUGAGGUUGACUGUAGCAAUUAGAGCAUUUCUAUUCAGUAAAAAAUUGGAAGAAUGCAGCAAGUUUUGGGUUGAAUUUAAAGAUUUCUAUGAUGCAAUCGGAAGAGAUGAAAGACCCAACAUAUGGGAACUCCUCCAAGAGAAGGAGGAGAGAAGAAUUAGGCGAUAUCGAGAGGAGCAGGAUAGAGAGAAAUGA